Messenger RNA from Lolium perenne, 966 nucleotides. RefSeq lists its product as uncharacterized. NCBI's taxonomy places the organism in Eukaryota, Viridiplantae, Streptophyta, Magnoliopsida, Poales, Poaceae. The record is from RefSeq and is a predicted model, not a curated record.
AUGACUUCGUGCACAAGGACGCGCCGGCUCUCCGCGGCGGCAACUUCUGAUGCUGCCAUGGCGGCGGCCUCUUCUCUCUCUCCAUGGGCGUCCAUCCUUCAUGGUGAUCUGCUUCGCGUGAUAGCGGGGCGUGUUUUGGAGGACGAUUUCCUGGAUUAUGUUCGCUUCCGCGCCGUCUGCACCGGUUGGCGGUCCGGCACCCUCUGUCCGCGCGGCCGCGGCGUCACCGAUCUGCGCUUCCACCCGCACCGCUGGAUGAUGCUCACCGAGGGUCAUGGCCUCUAUCCUGGAUAUGGCAAGCUGGGUGGGUACGUCCGCUUAUUCAACCUCUACACGGGAACCUUCGUCCGUGCCAAGCUCCCGUUGUUCAGAAACCACUGCGCGCUUGAUAGUGUCGACGGCCUCCUCCUACUCCAAAGGGACGAAGACACCUUCAUCUGUGUCCUCCACCCUUUCACUGGCGACAUUGCAGAGCUCCCACCACUGCCCACCCUCCUCACUCAGCUGGAUGGUGAUCGCAACCAAGUACCUGAGUGUGAGAAGUGGUUCUUCAUCAGAUACGAUAUAUGUGCUUCAGUUUCCUGCAAUGCUGGGAUUACCUCCGUCAUGCUUGCAUCCCAUUAUCAAUCUCGUGUAGCCUUUGCUACCUCGCAGGACAGGCAUUGGACUGUGACAAGCUGGAAGGUCCCACGGAGUGUUCGACCCUUGUCAUUCCGUGGCAAGCUAUAUGUGGUUCAUAACCAAACCCCUGCCAUUGAUGCUACAUCAACUGUUCUCCAGAUUGAUCACCCCCUGCAGGAUCAGAUAGGCUUAGGCUCUCGAGAACCGUCACCACCGAAGUUAAUUGCCACAUACCAGCAUAUUAGCACACGACUACGACACUGUCGAGAUCUCUCCCGGUUCCGCGCCGCUGGCCAUGACUUCGUGCACAAGGACGCGCCGGCGCUCCGCGGCGGCAACUUCUGA